AUGCGCGCCGAGGAUCCAGAGAAAGACAGCGCCAUUACCUCUGCUUCGCCCUCGCCAGCAGCGGAGACGGCUGAUCGCGCCACAGAUGAAGGAGAAAAGGAAGUCGACCAUGACGGGCAAUCGCGAUCGAAUGCUUCCAGCGUGGUGGACGACGAGGGCAAAGAUGGACCUGAUGAGGAACAACCGCCGAUCACACGGCAGUUGACUGAACUGGGGCCGCCGAUCAAGGUUUCGCGAUUGAAGCGGAGAGGCUUGUUUGGGCAGUUGACCUUGUUGGCUGAAGUGGAGAAUCCCAAGACAUACACGCGCAAGAAGAAGUGGUUUAUCACUUUUGUUGUCGCCUGGGCUGGUGUCACGGCGCCGAUGGGAAGCUCGAUUUUCUUCCCUUCGCUCUCCCAAGUAUCCCAUGAUCUGAACACAACUACCACCAUAACUAACCUGUCAAUCUCCCUGUACAUGCUCAGCAUGUCGAUCUUUCCGCUAUGGUGGUCCUCCUUCAGCGAGCGACUCGGCCGACGCACGAUCUACUUGGUCUCGUUCGUGCUCUUCACGAUCUUCAACUGCAUCUGCGCCAUCUCCAGCUCGAUUGCAAUGCUCAUCGUUUUGCGUAUGCUAAGCGGUGGCGCCUCAGCCUCAGUCCAAGCUGUCGGUGCGGGGACAAUCGCUGAUCUGUGGGAGCCCCGGGAAAGAGGACGAGCGAUGGGUAUUUUCUAUCUCGGUCCACUGUGCGGACCCCUGCUGGCUCCGAUCUUUGGUGGUGCGCUGGCCCAGCGAUGGGGAUGGAGGAGUACCAUGUGGUUCCUGGCUGCGUACGGAGCUCUUACGGUCGUUUUUAUCCUCUUCGCUCUCCCGGAAACACUGGCAGUGCAGAAGCCCGUUCUUCCUGAAACUACCGACGAAGAGGAAGGCGCCACCGUUAUCCGGUCCGUCAGUCGCGUCUCAUCCGCCAAGGCUGUCCGAUCUGCGACACGGUGGUUGAAGUUGUUGAAAAUCAUAUUUAUCGAUCCGCUGAAGAUCGUCCUUUAUCUGCAGUAUAUUCCCGUGCUCUUGACAGUGUACUACGCCAGUAUCACCUUCGGCUCGCUCUAUGUCUUGAACGUCAGCGUGCAGGAUACAUUUGAGAAGUCACCGUACGACUACUCGACUAUUAUUGUCGGCUGUCUUUAUAUCCCCAACUCGUUGGGCUACAUGGUCACCAGUAUCUUUGGCGGGAAAUGGAUGGACAACAUCAUGCAGCGAGAAGCCAAGAAAGCAAAUCGGUAUGACGAGUACGGGAAGCUGAUCUAUCGGCCGGAGGACCGCAUGCGUGAAAACGCAUGGCUCGGCGCUUUUAUGUACCCCGCUGCGCUCAUCUGGUAUGGCUGGACAGCGGAGAAGGGUGUGAUUUGGAUCGUCCCGAUGAUCGCCAACUUUUUCUUCGGCAUGGGCUCCAUGCUCAUCUUCGCUAUGGUAACAACCAUGCUAACAGAAUUCAUGCCGAAAAAGUCCUCCGAGGGCGUGGCGCUCAACAACUUCAUGCGCAACAUCUUUUCUUGUGUGGGCUCGUUCGUCACGGCCCCGAUCAUCAGCGCCAUCGGCAACGGGUGGCUCUUCACCAUUCUGGGAAUUGUCAGCUUCCUCAGCUCGUCCGUUAUUCUCGCAAUGAGGAUCUACGGACCCCGCUGGCGGCAGACAAUGGAGGAACACAUGCGUUGA
Messenger RNA from Penicillium lagena, 1695 nucleotides. Its product is annotated as MFS transporter. The record is from RefSeq and is a predicted model, not a curated record. Gene Ontology annotation, biological process: intracellular polyamine homeostasis; transmembrane transport. Bases 1 to 1695 code for a protein of 564 amino acids. Gene Ontology annotation, molecular function: polyamine transmembrane transporter activity. The transcript is spliced from 3 exons. NCBI's taxonomy places the organism in Eukaryota, Fungi, Ascomycota, Eurotiomycetes, Eurotiales, Aspergillaceae.